GAAAAGCCUACCCUGGUGCUUGAGGCUACAUUAGCUGUAGCUAGCUUAAGACCAAACUGUUGGAAGGCAUGUUGCAUUGUGGGUAAUGUAGGCACCAGGUUUUUGAGGAAGUACGCGUUGAAUAAAUAUAUUGGCUGUUAUAAUUUCAUUCCUUUUUUUUGUCCAUCAUGAGUAUGUCAGUUUCAUUGGAGUGCAAUGCUAAUUCAGUGAAGUGUUUUUAAAGAAGGCUUUGUUUCAUUCAGGAUGUGGUACCAAGCUGGCAUUCGGUGAUUUUGCGUUCCAGCUUGUUGAUGGUUCUCAUGGAGAUUGGCAAACUGACGCUGUGGGCCUCGAGCAACGUGGAGAUGACCGCUAUUUCCUCCAGGUGGCUUUGAGCAUCAAAAUGACCAACCCCUUCUUAACGUUAAUGCUGCCCAGUAUUCUGAUCGUCCUGGCUGAUAUGGUCAGCUUCGCUCUGCCGCUGGGAGGUGGCGAACGCAACUCUUUCAAGGUCACACUAGUGCUCAGCUUCACCAUGUUCAUCAUCAUCCUCAACGAUCAGCUCCCCGGAGACAGCUCUUGCAGCCCCAUCAUCCGAACCCACUUCUGUGUUUGUCUGGUCCUCAUGGUAUUCAGCAUGUUGGUGUCCAUGGUGCUGACAAGGUUGGCCGAAGAUGGCCGUCUCUUUUCCUGCUGCGGCUCCAAAGGAUCAAAGCCAGAAGUCACAGGAACCAAAAAUGAAAAAGAGGAUGAAGAGGCCAAAGCUGACAUCAGUGUUGUUCAGCUGAAUGGCUCAGAGGAGGACAGUCGAAUGCUCAGAAAGGUGGUCAACUUCCUGGAAGCUUUUGCCGCACAGACAGCUGAAAGUGAAAGAAAUCGGAAGUUUGCCAAAAAACUGGACCAGAUAUUUUUCUGGUUGUAUUCAAUUUUGGGCACGAUAUACUUCUUUGCCAUGAUCUUUACGAUGGCUAAACACCAAUGCGUCGUUAACCAUUUUGACUUCUGGUACUAAUAAAAUGCAUGUCAUUAAAGAUUUAAAGAUUGAUGCAAAUCUAAGCUCACUAUUAUUUUUUUACAUUUGUUUAACCUCACAUCUCAUAUGUGGUGCUGAUGUGUGUCGGCAUGUUUCUCAAAAUCUAACAAGUUCAUCCUUGAAUUCUGAUGUAAUUUUCAGUCACAUCAUGCAUGUACGAAUGUGAAACUGAGAUUUUAUUAUUUAAUAUUUUUCUAUAUUUAACAACACCUGUUUCAGGCCUUGUAUGGCAUAAUUACAAGAUUUUUCAGUAGUUUUUAUGCAUGGAAUUAAGUGCUUAAAAUAUGCCUCUACAAAUAUAAUAAAUGAAGGGAAAAGACAAA
Molecule: messenger RNA, 1335 nt
Organism: Centropristis striata (black sea bass)
Lineage: Eukaryota; Metazoa; Chordata; Actinopteri; Perciformes; Serranidae
Exons: 4
Coding region: 383-991 (202 amino acids)
Biological process (GO): monoatomic ion transport
Cellular component (GO): membrane
Source: RefSeq, a predicted model, not a curated record